This is a messenger RNA of Melampsora larici-populina 98AG31, 765 nucleotides long. RefSeq lists its product as uncharacterized. The record is from RefSeq and is a predicted model, not a curated record. The transcript is spliced from 5 exons. Lineage: Eukaryota; Fungi; Basidiomycota; Pucciniomycetes; Pucciniales; Melampsoraceae. The coding region runs from base 1 to 765 and encodes 254 amino acids.
AUGCCUGCCAAGGGAAACCCAGCCUUCAGAGGGGCCACGAGAGGUACUUCAAAUGUGCCCUUGACUCAGACAGACCCGUUGACGAAUUUUGCCCAUGAGAAUUUAGAGCAAGUUGGUCGAAAGCUUUUGGCUGAUCAUCAUGAUCUGGACCAAAGAUGCAACCUAUCUUUUGUGCAAAUAGAUGCUUGGCUUUCCCAACAGCAGGUCAAUGUGAAGUACCUUCAAGAAAUUUUGGAAAAGCUCGAGGUGAACUACAUCUCUGCACCUGCAGGAAAAGAUAGCAACACCACCAAAGAAAUCGUUUCCAGACUUGUGGACCAAGGUGCUCAAAAUGGACAAAAAACAACCCAAUCACAGACCCAUGCUCAGUCUCAAUUGGCUUUACACACCAACUUAGCAGAUACUAUAGCCACAAUUCAAAGCAAGAUUCAAUGUUUACAUCAAGAGGCUCGGCGAGAAGUUUUGAACCCAUUAGAGUUUGAACGCACCAAUAUAGUUCAGACAGUCAUCAAGAAACUUGGGGUUCAUGGUAUUUUGGAGAAAACUCUACAAACAUUGCGGGGUGAAAUUCAAGAGUUUAUGAGGGGUGCUUGUGCUCAUGUUUGUAAAACAAAACUCACUAGUGAUGACCAGAAUCUUUUGAAACUUUCUUUCUCUGAGGUUAUCAACAUAUUUGCUAGGUUCGGGAAAGCAGCAAAACAAAAAUACAUAAUGAAACUAAACAUUACAAAGAACAGUAUACAAAAGACCUUGAAGCCCAGCUAG